AUGUACGUGCUCCCUGCUGCCCUGCCGUUCGCUGCCUCUCCCAGGCUCCGCCACCCGCCGCUCUUCCCGCCGCCUGCAAGGGUGGUUGUGCGUAGCGAGGCCGGAAAACGACUCACCACCAUCUACUACUCAUCUGCCUUGCUUGCUUGCUUGCUUGCUGGCUUGCCUUGCUACCCACCCCCCACCACCGCCGUCGCCGCCGCCACCACCACUACGACCACCACCACCACCACCAGCUCCACCACAACCACCACCACCACCACAACCACAAACACAACCAUCACCUCCCGCCGUCUUCCCAAAAGUCAAGCCGAUCAGGACUCGUACAUCAGCAGCCUCUGCUUCCCAUUCCCCGGGACCGCCUCCAUCCGCAAGAGCCCGUCGUCCACCCGGCAUCUACGCGACGUCGUCUCCACCAACGUACGACCGUUGCUGCGGCUGCUGCACCUGCGGCUGCACCUGCGGCUGCACCAGCACCUGCUCCUCCUCGUCCUCCACCUCCUCCGCCGCUUCCAGCUGAUCUCUACAGCCGUUUGCUUCCUUCAUUCCCCGUCGCCCGCGGGGCCUCUGCCUCGCGUGUCCCCCCCCCCCCCAAAUCCCCCAAUCUGUCGACGCGGGAGCAGCUACUGA
Drechmeria coniospora is the source of this 630-nucleotide messenger RNA. RefSeq lists its product as uncharacterized. NCBI's taxonomy places the organism in Eukaryota, Fungi, Ascomycota, Sordariomycetes, Hypocreales, Ophiocordycipitaceae. The transcript is spliced from 2 exons. The record is from RefSeq and is a predicted model, not a curated record. The coding region runs from base 1 to 630 and encodes 209 amino acids.